Messenger RNA from Aspergillus alliaceus, 1341 nucleotides. Its product is annotated as putative MFS monocarboxylate transporter. Lineage: Eukaryota; Fungi; Ascomycota; Eurotiomycetes; Eurotiales; Aspergillaceae. Gene Ontology annotation, biological process: transmembrane transport. Gene Ontology annotation, molecular function: transmembrane transporter activity. Bases 1 to 1341 code for a protein of 446 amino acids. The transcript has 4 exons. Gene Ontology annotation, cellular component: fungal-type vacuole membrane. The record is from RefSeq and is a predicted model, not a curated record.
AUGGAGGACAAGGAUGGUGAAAAGACUCCGCAAAUUCUCUGCAAAGAACCGAGUAUUCCCUCCCCGACGGAAUCCUCACAGGCCUUCGAUCUGGAGCGCGAAUACAACGACCCCAAGUUACCUCCAGUAGAUGGAGGGCUUCAUGCAUGGCUUUUCCUGGCAGCAUGUUUCAUGGUGGAAGGGACUGUAUGGGGAUUCGCGGCUUGUUUCGGUGUAUUUCAGAACUACUAUCGAAAUGACCCGGCAUUCCAAGGAUCCCAUGCUAUCGCCGCAAUAGGGACCUGUGCAAUGGGCAUGGCGUAUCUGCUGUCACCCAUCGUGAUGGCCAUCUUGAUAGCCCUCCCAAGACUGCAACGAUGGGCGUCCACAAUAGCCUUCGUGGUAAUAUCACUUUCCCUCGCACUGAGCUCCUUCUCGAAAAACGUCACGCACCUGAUUUUAUCCCAAGGGAUUGCAUACGGCACAGCAGGCUGCUUCGCCUACGCGCCAUCAAUCCUGUUCAUGCCAGACUGGUUCGUGAAGAAGAAAAGUCUCGCCUUCGGCAUAGUCUGGAGCGGCUCAGGCCUAACCGGGAUAAUCUUCCCCUUGAUCCUCCAAUCCCUCCUCGACAACUACGGCUGGCAAACCACCCUCCGGAUCUGCUCCGUAGCUAUAUUCACCCUCGCCGCCCCCUUCAUGCUCUUCCACAAACCCCGAAUCCCCCGCCGAACUAUCAACUUUGCCCAACUUGACCUCAGCUUCCACCGCAACCGCACCUACCUAAUCUACCAAGCCGGCAACAUAAUUCAAUCCGUCGGCUUCUUCCUCCCCCAAAUCUUCCUACCCUCAUACGCUGAACUCCUUGGCGCAAAAGGCCUCCAAGCCUCCUCCACCAUAACCGUCUUCAACAUCUCCAACAUGUUCGGCUGCAUCUUCAUCGGCUACCUAGCCGACAGGUGCCACGUCACAAAAUGCAUCCUAAUCUCCACAAUCGGCGCAGUACUCUCUACAUUCCUGCUGUGGGGGCUAAGCGUCCACCUCGCCCCACUGUAUCUCUUCAGUGUCCUGUACGGCUGCACAGGGGGUAGUUUCUCCUCGUCUUGGUCCGCUACUUCGAACGAGGUGCGGAAGAGCCACCCGUCUGCGGACGUGAGCAUGGUGUUCGCGUUUAUGGAGACUGGGCGCGGAAUCGGGAAUGUAGUUAGUGGGCCGUUGAGCGAGUCGUUGUUAAAAUUGGGGUUGUGGGAGGGGACGGCGUUCGGGGCGUAUGGGACUAGUUAUGGGGUUUUGGUGGUGCUUACUGGGGUUACGACGUUGAUGGGUGGGGUUUCGGUUGUGGCAAGGACUUUUAGGUGGAUUUAA